This is a messenger RNA of Myotis daubentonii (Daubenton's bat), 1029 nucleotides long. Its product is annotated as melanoma-associated antigen B1-like. NCBI's taxonomy places the organism in Eukaryota, Metazoa, Chordata, Mammalia, Chiroptera, Vespertilionidae. The record is from RefSeq and is a predicted model, not a curated record. The transcript has a single exon. Bases 1 to 1029 code for a protein of 342 amino acids.
AUGCCUCGGGGAAAGAAGAGCAAGCACAGAAGAGUGAAACGCCAACAGGACCUGGGUGACAACACUCAGAGUCUCAAGUGUGCUGAGGCCACAGCAGAGGAGAUUGAAGUGCCCCUCUCCUCUCCUCCCAAUGAUGAUUCUCCCCCGAGCUUCCCUGCACCUGGCCCAUCCGAAGAGCCCCAGGGAGCCACAGCCACUAGCUCUCUUGAGGCAGGUGUCUCAUGCCCAAAAUCUGUUGUCAGUGCCAAGCGCCAAGGUCAGGAAUGUACCCGUUCCUCCAAGGCAGUACCUUCUGCUCUGCGGGCUCGCAGAGAUCCACUAAGCAGGGUGGUUAGCAAGGUGGUGCAGUUCGUGUUGGAGAAGCUGAGUAAGAAGGAGCCCAUCAUUCAGAACGCACUGCUGAGGAUUGUCAAAAGGAAGUACAAGGAGCAGUUCCCUGAGAUCCUCAGGAGAGUCUUUGAGCGCAUGGAUCUGGUCUUUGGCCUUGACUUCAAGGACGUCAACCCCAGCAAUCACACCUAUGCCUUUUUCAACAAGCAGGGCCUCCGGGUUGAGGGAGACCUGAGCAGUGAUGAGGUAGUGCCCAAGACCGGGUUCCUGAUGGUGCUCCUGGGCGUGAUCUUCAUGAAUGGCAACCUCGCCACUGAAGAGGAGAUCUGGAAGUGCCUCAAAGUGUACGGGGUCCACCCUGGGAAGAAGCAUCUCAUCUUUGGGGAGCCCAGGGAAUUCAUCACCAAGGAUCUGGUUGAGCAACAUUAUAUCGAGUACCGCCAGGUUCCCAACAGUAAUCCUUCACGCAACCUGUUCCUGUGGGGCCCAAGAGCCCAUGCUGAUAUUGGCAAGAUGAAAGUGCUGGACGUGCUGGCCAGGAUCUACAAUAAGCUCCCCACUGCCUUCCCAAACCUGUAUGAGGAGGCCUUGAGAGAUGAGGAAGACAAAGCAUGGUUUAGAGCCGCAGCCAUGGUUGGCUCUUUUUCCAAGCACAGGCUUUGUUCCAAGUCCAAGUUCUGCACCUGCUCCCACAACUAG